Messenger RNA from Paramisgurnus dabryanus, 2966 nucleotides. RefSeq names its product sarcoglycan, beta (dystrophin-associated glycoprotein) (gene sgcb). The record is from RefSeq and is a predicted model, not a curated record. Gene Ontology annotation, biological process: muscle organ development. Gene Ontology annotation, cellular component: sarcoglycan complex; sarcolemma. Lineage: Eukaryota; Metazoa; Chordata; Actinopteri; Cypriniformes; Cobitidae.
GAAUAAUCUAUAUGUAAUUGUUAGGAUCUUCUUUAUAUUAUUGUUAUUUGUAUAACGGUAUUUGUCGCAGUGGUUUGCUCCUCAGGCUGCGCGAGGCUGUCAUAGCCAGUACAGUUAUCUGGGAGAAGGAGGGACAACAUGGCGUCCGAGCAGGAAAUCUCAAACACGCCACUGAAGAAGUCCAUGAGGGAGAAAGCUAUUGAACGCAGGACAGCAAAUAAAGAACACAACAGUAAUUUUAAGGCUGGAUAUGUUCCUAUUGAAGAGGAGAGGCUCCAUAAGACCGGACUGAGGGGUCGCAAAGGCAUCAUUGCCAUCGCCAUCAUCAUUCUACUUUUUCUGCUUGCGCUUAUCAACCUCAUUAUAACUCUAGUGAUAUGGACGGUGAUACGGAUAGGUCCUGGAGGUUGUCAAAGUAUGGAGUUUCACGAGAGCGGACUGCUACGCUUCAAACAGAAGGCCGAUAUGGGCGUGGUCCAUCCACUGCACAAGAGCACAGUGGGCGGUAGGAAAGACCAGAACCUUGUCAUCACAGGCAACAAUAACCCGGUGGUUUUCCAGCAGGGCAACACUAAGUUAAGCGUGGAGGAAGACAAGACAUCUAUCGUCAGUGACUUGGGCAUCUCAUUCACUGACCCCCGCACUCAGACCACUUUCUUCAGCACUGAUUUUGACAACCAUGAGUUCCACUUGCCCAAAGAGGUCAAAGUUCUCAAUGUGAAGAAAGCCUCUACUGAGAGAAUCACCAGUAAUGCGUCCUCUGACCUCACUAUCAAAGGAGAUGGUAAAGCCAUUAUUCGUGGCAAUGAGGGAGUGUACAUCAUGGGCAAAACUGUGGAGUUCAACUUGGGUGGGGACAUUGAGCUGAAAGCGGAAAACAGCAUCAUUCUGAAUGGAUCGGUGAUGUUUAGUCCAUCACAUAUACCCAACUCGUCUCUAGGCGGAGACCUGUAUUACAAUGAUGGGCAGGAGAGGUAUAAACUGUGCAUGUGUGCAGACGGGACCCUGUUCAGAGUGCAGGUCAAAUACUCCAACAUGGGCUGCCAAACCUCCGACAACCCCUGUGGAGCAGCGCACUAAUGAGAAAAGAUUACUAAUGGAAAACAAACACAUCUCUUAACAAUGUCUUCAUAUAUCAGUUAACCACUUAAAUAAACUGCCAAAGAUACAGAGAUGAUAACGUGUGUUAUUACAAACACACUCAAACAACCAAGAAAAACUGGACAAUAAUUGUAAUAUUAGUGUAUGCACGGAAAACACAAUCUGUGUAACCCUUUACAAGAACGCACCCUUCUGCACACCCACACACUUUAUUGGAGGUGUCAGAAACACAUUCUGCACACCUCUAUGAUGAUAAUUACUCUCUUAUAGUAAGAUAAACUCAGCCAACCCACAAUUUGAUGUAAUUGUUUGGCCGAGAGUUUCCUGUGCAUUAUCAUUGGCUCAUAUCAGUGUUUUAUAGCCACCAAGCUGCCAACUUUCAGCGUUCACUGCAUGUGCUUUUAUCUUGUAUUAUAGUGGAAUAUUUAAGUCCAUUGUUUUUUAUUACAUACUUCUACUAUCCCCACCUGUCAACAAAUAACCACGUUACAUGUUGCUUACCCAAUAGUUUGCCACUUUCUUACACUACACUGGAGUAUUCAAACUUCUUUGGUUUAAUUGAAUUUUAUUUUGCAUAAACGGUUCACUAUACAAAGGCAGACCCAACUAGAUCUUGCACUACCUCUGCCUGUACUGAUCUAUACGUUAUUAGCAGUGCGAUUGCUUACGUUUCGGUUAACAGACGUUAAUGGAUUUUAAAUGGUCAAUAUAACACAUCGGCUCUGAUGUCAUUAAGAUUUUUUCAGGGUUAUGUUUUUAUAUCACAUGUUUACUUUGAUUUGAGCCUUUUGGCUUUAAGAAUUGUUAUAUUUAGUAUCUAUCUUGUAUGAAACAGGAUCAACACAGCCAACUAGCUUCAAGCUACAUCUUAUUUAAGUAUCAUUGUGAGCCUGAUCCUGAAAUAACUUCAUAAAUGAAUAGAUAGCAACACAUUAACAUGUGGCACAUAGUUUAAUCAACCCUGUAUUUAUGUACCUAUAGUCACGUAAAUUUGUGAGUCUUUUCCGUGACACUGACACGUUUUUCCACCUUUUGCGUGAACAUUUUUGUUUAUGUGUCACUGUCAUGUAUUUGUUACUCAAAUGUUUUGUCCUAUUUUUAAACCAUUGACGCUUCGGUUUAGGGUUAGAUUUGGUGUUUGCAUUUUUUCAUGAUAUUUUAUUUGUAUAUUUUAUGAUUUUUAAGCCAUUGUCAACUGGGUUAGAGUUGGGUUUGGGUAAAGAUGUCAUUUUAUGUAAAUCUAACCCUUAACCGAAGCAACAAUGGUAAGAAAAUAGGACAAAACAGUUGAGUAACGAAUACGUGACAGUAAAAAGACUCACAAAUUUACGUGAGGUACAUAAUUUCGUGAUACUGGGUUGUUUUAAUUGUUUGCUUUAUAGUGCCCCGUUACUUGGAUUUUCUUAAUGAGAAAUGUCUAAUCUGUUUAAUAUGUUCAGAAGUGUGUGCCAAUGCAUUGUCUUUUGAUGAGAUAAAUACAGGAAACUAUAUGUUUGAUUUGUUAGAGUGAGAUAAUUGUGCAAUAUAUAACCUUAACGUCUUUGGCUUUGUUCAUCUGGGUACAUGUGUGGUAUUUAUUUUGUUUUGUUGUUUCUCAGCUGUUAAAAGUGUUAAAAUAAUGUUCACCUUAACUUCACAAAAGAUCAUCUGUGCUUACUGUCAGAUUUUGUUUUUUCAACUCUGCAGUGGAUUUAUCUGUUGUGUUGAAUUGUGGCAUUGAAUGACUGACAAUCUAAUCAUGGUUAUGAACACUUUGUAUUGCUUAAAGGGUUUGCCACAACUAUUUGUUAAAAUUGAAUGAAAAAUGAGUGCUUUCAUAUUGCAGUGUUUUUGUUAAUAAAUUGAAAUGCAGGUUUUGUUUGAAA